This is a messenger RNA of Pelobates fuscus (common spadefoot toad), 2510 nucleotides long. RefSeq names its product peroxisomal biogenesis factor 10 (gene PEX10). The transcript has 6 exons. Lineage: Eukaryota; Metazoa; Chordata; Amphibia; Anura; Pelobatidae. Gene Ontology annotation, cellular component: peroxisomal membrane. The record is from RefSeq and is a predicted model, not a curated record. Gene Ontology annotation, molecular function: zinc ion binding. Gene Ontology annotation, biological process: protein import into peroxisome matrix. Bases 97 to 1077 code for a protein of 326 amino acids.
GUGGUGUCAGAGUGGCACAGUGUAUGAAGGCAGGAUGGCUGUGAGCUCCGGGGGGCAUGCUGCCAUGGUGACGGGCCCCCGGGAGUGACACCAGACAUGGCUUUCUCCAGGGCCGGCCAGCCUCAGCUCAUCCGCAGCUGCCAGAAGGAUGAGCAGUUCCAGGGCUGCCUGCGGGGCCCGGCCCAUGAGGCCUGCCAGGCGUUUGCAGGUGCUAAAACAUGGCUGCAGUGGAGAAAGGAAAUUGAACUGCUGUGUGGCGUUGCUUAUUAUACCAUAACAACCUUUUCAGGUUACCAAACACUUGGUGAAGAAUAUGUUAAUAUCCUCCAAGUUGAUUCUUCAAAGAGGAAGAUUCCAUCCGUGUUUCAGAGAGCACUACUCAUAUGUUGCCAUACAUUAUAUCCUUACCUGUUGGAGAAGGAGCUAGUACGCUUUGAACAUGAGCUCCAGAAUGAAAUGGAUGGAGUCCGUGUGUCGCACAGUAGCCUUAGUUAUGUAUCCUAUAGGAGCUCCUGGAUUGGGAAGAAGCUUCAUCGAAAAGUUUCUGCUCUAUCAGAGCAGCAGAAAAAGACUUUGGUAAAGGCAGUCUAUGUUUUUCGUCAGAGCAUUGUCUUCCUGAGAAGGUUACACCUUGCCGUAUUCUACUUGAAAGGCACUUUCUACCACAUUGCCAAACGCAUAGCUGGAAUUCAUUACAUUCGCAUCCGGGGAUCACUUGGAGAUGAGCAGCUUGUGCAAAAGAGUUACAACCUUCUUGGUGCAGUGUCCCUGAUUCAUCUCGCUCUUCUGCUCGGAGUUCAGCUACAUAACUUUCAACGGAAGCAGGAGGCCCAACAAAAGUUGAAACUCCACCGCCGAAUGUCCUACCAAAGGGCACCAGCACAUGAAAAGACAUAUCAGCGGCCUUCAAAAUGCACACUAUGUUUAGGGGCGCGCAAGCACAGCACAGCUACACCAUGUGGCCACUUGUUCUGCUGGGAGUGCAUCACUGAGUGGUGUAACACUAAGGCUGAAUGUCCAUUAUGCAGAGAGAAGUUUCAUCCGCAAAAACUUGUCUACUUGCGCCAUUAUCGAUGAUCUUCUGGAAUGUGCCACAAGUUCAAGGGCUUCGAGAACUGUCUUCCAAUGCAGUUUUGUUUCUGAGACUUUAGGAGAAUGUGUGUCUUGUAUUCAGUGUGUUCUGAAAAAUUACCUUUUGGCCAAAUUACGAGUUUGUUUACAAAACGUUUGCUGCAAGAUAUUAUUGCCAUAAAGUCUUGCAAUACUGGAGUAUUUUAGUAAUAGAUACGUAUCUAAUUAUUCUGGCUGUGAAGGUUUUUGCAUCGUUCAUGGCUAUACCAGUAUCACGUGACUCUCCAAAUCAAUGAGACACUGGAUUGUAGUGAUACUGGUUUGCACCUGAGGGCACAGUUUGCAAGUCAAUCACAGUGGGUAGUGUUCUUGGUGUUGUGUUUUUGCUCCAUGGUUUUUUUGUUUUGUUUGUCUUCUCCUUUCCAGUCUCCAAACUUUAAGUGAAGCUCCAUUGUCAUUUCAGUGGUUUGAUACAUUUCAGUGUAGCAACAGAUUCACAGUUAUACAGAACCUUUAAGUAGGCACUCUUGUCUCCUUGACCAGUUGUGUUUUUGUAGAGGUGCAUAGAGUCUUUGUGUGCUGUCCCUCCAGUUCAUGUUAAACUGUCUUCAAGUGGUUUAGUAUAGAUCAGGUGCCUGAAGCCUGGCCCCCCUGCAGCUUGAGUAAUGCGGAAAUGAGCUUCUGCGUUAGCAGUCCAACUUUGGAUUGUAAUGGUAGGCUUAGAGCUGUUUAGCACAGCACUCUCAGACUAUAUAUGCUGUUCAAUAAUAGAGAAAAGGUCCAGGCACUCCAAUAGCUUCAGGCCCAAUUAUUAGAACAAAUUGAAUACAGCAACGUUUCGACCCAAAUUUGGGUCUAUGUCAAGCUACUUCACACCCAACAAUACUGACAUUUUUAUAGGCAGAAAAUAGCGAAAGAUACAAUCAAUCAAAUGAUCAAUAAAUUAGUUCAAUGAGAAAAAUAAAAAUAAUUUGCUAAUCCUCUUUGGCACUCUCCUUCCUAUCCUAUUUUCUGACUAUAAAACGUUUGUAUUGUUGGGUGUGAAGUAGCUUGACAAAGACACAAUUUUGUGUUGAAACGUUGCUGUGUUCGUUUUGUUCUCAUAAACGUGCCUGAAGCUAUUGGAGUACCUGGGCCUCUUCCUUAAUAUUGAAAUUUCUGUUUGGGGGGGAUUGUGCUGACCCAUGGUCUGGUUUAACACCCGUAGCCUAUGUGAAUUGAGUGCGGUUCCUAUUUGGUAUAUUUGCUGUCCAGUCGUAAGAAAGCUACUGUGGAAGUUCACUUUUAUUUACAUGAAUGAUUUUGUCUACAUAGGAUUUGAAUAAGUGAUGACCAUAAUGAGUUACGGUCCAAUUAGCAGUAAUUUAACGUGUUGACAGAAUUAUAUUGAACUAUAAAUUAAUACUACACGUAAACACAGUCACGGCGCGUUUGGUGUU